CCUCCCUCUCUUCCCUCUCUUCCCUCUCUUCCCUCUCUUCCCUCUCUUCCUUGAGGGAUGUCUACCCUCUACCCUCUACCCUCUUCCCUGUCCAUCCUGUCUACCCUGCCCUGCCACUCACCUACUCUACCUUCAAACCCUCCCAGCCCUCCUUCCUCUCCAAAAAGAUUCUUCCACCUAUUCACCACUCUUCAACCAACCUCUUCAUCCUACCUACUACCACAAACUCCCGACAAUCCACCCAACCAGACCGGCAAAUAUCAUUCAUCACCCAUCCCACCGACCAAGAACCCAUCCACCCAAAGCCAACCGGAACCCGACAGACCCAACGACGGGAGUCCUGCCAUUCACCACGACACAUACUACAGGACACAGCCUUGGAUGGCCGUAUCCACCAUUACACAGCGCCGGGCGAGUACUCUUGCAUUUACCACACCCUCACCACCGCUGAUUCUCGAGUCAAUGCCCUCGCCGUAACACGCCGCCUACGGCAAACGAGUCCGAAUAAACCGCUAGCAUGCGGCCUCCCGCCGCAGCAGGGAGGCAUCCGUCGCCGCUACGCCGGCGUGAGAAGUCGCCGGUGAAGCAAGCUGGAGAGAGUGCAUAUCCGUAUGAGCACCCCUCGUCGAGAGCGAGGCCGUCAUGGAGGACAGAGCCAGAAGAGGACGAUGGGUUCGACGAGGACGAGGAGGAGGAUCUUUACGGGCUAGAACCUUCAUGUACGGAGAGGUCGUCGGGGCAGGCUUCAUAUACGCAGAGGUCGUCGGGGCAGGCUUCAUAUACGCAGAGGUCGUCGAGGCAGGAGCCGCUAGACAGGCGAAGUAUAGAGCCGGACGGUAUACAUCUCGAGGACGACCUAGGUGAAGACAUCGACCUCGACACGGUCUCGCGGUUGGCAUACGCCUUCAGUCGACGGUCCGGGACGCAGCGUGACCCCUCGAUGACGUCGCUCCGCGAUAUCGGGCGGAGGGGGCGGACUGCGUGUUCGGUUCUUGUUCAGAGCAAGGGGAAGGGGAAGUACGCGGGGAUUGCACAGGUGGCGCCGCUGGAGUCGAUAUCGGAGUCGGUAGCGACGUCGAUGCCAAGGUCGAGACCUGUCGCUUUCGACUACCGGGCACGACGGGCGGACUCACCUCCGCCGAUACCUGCGCCCAUGGGGGAUGCGAUCGAGGCCGACCACCCGUUCUCAGACACGUACUCGGCUUUCUACCUCACGCCCCUGCCGUCUCUAACCACAACAUCUUACUCCGCCCCCCUCCCCGCCGCGAAACGGUAUACAAACCACUAUAUAAACCGAGCCACCAUCGUCCUACCACACACAACGGCGAUAAUAAUCGCUGAAUCCGCCAACACCUCUCCAACCACCACCACCGGCACUACUACCACAACUACCACCACCAACCUCGCCACAACUUUGAUAUCCACAUCAACCACCACAGCUACCACCGCCGCCGCCCAAACACACAUAACAACCAUCCUUCCCCCCGCCGCCCUCACCCCCGACCCUCCCCCCCUCGAAGAAGAAGACGAAGGAUUCUCCGAACCCACCGUGGUCGAGCGGCUCGCAGCGCUAGAACGGGAACGGGAGCAAGCUUUUCUCGCGGGUCUAUCGCGCACGUGCGGGCGCGUUGCUGUGCGGAGAGGGGUGGGCGAUCUAGGGAUGGAUGGGGGAGGAGGAGGGAGGGAGGCGGCGUGGGUGGUGAGACCGAGGGUUCGGAAGAGGAUUAGUAAGAGGAAGGGGGGGGGGAGGGAUCCUUGAGGGGGGUGGGGGGGGUGGGGGGGUUGUGACUGGGAUCACUUACUACCAUCGUUGAAUGACCGACAGCGGUAUAUUUGGCGAAACUGCUACGUCCUAGACGGACCUACCAAUCUCACCCCAAGAAGACCGGGUUGAGGUUCUUCCAUCCCUUUUUCAUUUCAACAAGCAUUAGCAAAGCGUGGAGCGUUCUUUUUUACUUUCAGCAAAUGACCAAAUGGACGACAUGAUGGACGGACGGUGGAGCGUAGAGAAAGGGAAAGGGGUGGCCUGCGUGUUACCAGGUAGGUGCAUUGGCGUGUGUGUGGCGUUCUCGGAUAUUUUUUUGGGGAGAAAGAGGGAUUUGGCGAUGUUAUUUUGGAUACCCAACCUAUGACUUUAUUCAUUUAUUAGUUUUUACGCCAAUUUUUCUCGGUUUUGGGAAGGGGGAUGGAUGGGUUGGACGGCCUGUAUGGAUGCAGAUGCGCUGAGCCAAGAUGGCGGGGGAGGGAAAUGGCGAGGUGGGAAGGGGGAGAUGUAUUAUCCACCGAUUCGCGUGUGUAUACGCGAGAAUCCGGGGGGAAGGGGGGUAUACAGAUACAUAUACAGAUACAGAGAUGGAAAUGGGUCCACGAGGGACGGAUAUGGAUAAAAAUAGGAAACCCAUACACUCACUCCCAACCAACCUACCCAGCCUCAAUCCCGAUUCGACGCGUGAAACCGUCGUGCGUGUCGUGUUUUCUGUGAGAAAUUGAGUGUGUGUGUAUGACGGGCAGAAAGUAUAGCAUAAGUUCAAAGUUUGCUCUCGAGAGGAGGUAGAUAUUCCCCCUUUUCCCCUGCAAAAAAG
Molecule: messenger RNA, 2582 nt
Organism: Pseudogymnoascus destructans
Lineage: Eukaryota; Fungi; Ascomycota; Leotiomycetes; Thelebolales; Thelebolaceae
Exons: 1
Coding region: 518-1759 (413 amino acids)
Source: RefSeq, a predicted model, not a curated record